Molecule: messenger RNA, 1940 nt
Organism: Poecile atricapillus (Black-capped chickadee)
Lineage: Eukaryota; Metazoa; Chordata; Aves; Passeriformes; Paridae
Gene: ALG6
Product: ALG6 alpha-1,3-glucosyltransferase
Exons: 15
Coding region: 174-1652 (492 amino acids)
Biological process (GO): protein N-linked glycosylation
Cellular component (GO): endoplasmic reticulum membrane
Molecular function (GO): dolichyl pyrophosphate Man9GlcNAc2 alpha-1,3-glucosyltransferase activity
Source: RefSeq, a predicted model, not a curated record
CCCGGUGAGAGCCCCGGGCGGGACGGGCUGAGGGGAACCGGGGAACCGAGAGCGGGGGAGCGGGGAACCGAGAGCGGGGAACGAGAGCGGCAGCGGGGGCUGAGCGGCUCAGGGAGGUGCGGCCGCUGCGCGGUGACGAGGGUCCCUGGAGUGUCCCAGAAGUGUCUCCAGCCAUGGAGAAGUGGAGCCUGAUGACAAUCACGGUGUUGCUGGCACUCACCGUGCGCUGGGCUGUGUCCCUGGGCUCCUACUCAGGGGCAGGAAAACCACCCAUGUAUGGAGACUACGAGGCUCAGAGGCACUGGCAAGAAAUCACCUACAACUUACCCAUCAGGCAGUGGUACUUCAAUACAAGUGACAACAACCUGCUGUACUGGGGCCUCGAUUACCCACCUCUCACUGCCUAUCACAGUUUUGUGUGUGCUUACAUUGCAAAGUUAAUAAAUCCUGAUUGGGUUGCUCUGCACACCUCUCGGGGCUAUGAGAGUCAGCCCCAUAAGUUAUUUAUGCGUACAACAGUGUUUGUUGCUGAUUUGCUGGUUUAUAUCCCUGCAGUUAUUUUAUAUUGUUUUUCCUUGAAAGAAACAUCUGCUAAAAAAAAGGUUUCCAGUGCUCUCUGCAUCCUGCUGUACCCAGGCCUCAUCCUUAUCGACCAUGGGCACUUCCAAUACAACUCAGUGAGCCUUGGCUUGGCCUUGUGGGCUGUCCUUUGUUUGUCCCAUGACUGGGAUCUCCUGGGCUCCGUGACGUUUUGCUUGGCCUUAAAUUAUAAGCAAAUGGAGCUCUACCAUUCCCUGCCCUUUUUUUGCUAUUUACUUGGAAAGUGCUUCAAGAAGGGACUGAAAGGAAAGGGGUUGGUGCUCUUGGUUAAACUGGCAGGGACAGUGCUGUUGUCCUUCGCUGCCUGCUGGCUCCCGUUCGGCACCGACGUGGAACAAAUCAUGCAAGAUAAAGUAGCCAAUAUUUGGUGCAGUCUAAGUGUCCUUAUAAAGAUAAAGAAUGUAAUAUCCCCUCGAACUCAGCUAAAACUCAGUUUUGCUGUAACAUUCCUGAGCCUGCUGCCUGCCUGUAUCAAGCUCACUGUCCAGCCUUCCCUGCGAGGGUUUAAAUUUGCCUUGGUCAGCUGUGCCUUGUCAUUUUUCCUGUUCUCCUUUCAAGUCCAUGAAAAAUCGAUUCUUCUUGUGUCAGUCCCAGUCUGCUUAAUCAUAAAUGAAAUCCCCUUUAUGGCCACAUGGUUUCUACUGGUGUCAACUUUCAGCCUGCUGCCCCUGCUGCUGAAGGACGGGCUGCUGCUGCCCUACGCCGUCACCACGCCCGCCUUCCUGGCCGUGUGCCUGGCCUCCUUCUCCAUCCUGGAGAAGACCUCAGCAGAGGACCUGCAGCUCAAGGCCUUUUCCCUUUCCCUCAAGGGUUACGUGUCCUGGUUUAAGUCCUUUCCCAGGAUUGUCAGGAGCCUGUUCCUCCUGUCCCUGGCCCUGAUGGGAGCGCUGUCAGUGCUGAGUGCUGCGGUGCCUCCUCCCCAGCGCCUGCCAGAUUUGUUCCCCAUGGCCGUGGCCGUGGUUUCCUGCCUCCACUUCCUGCUGUUCCUGGUGUAUUUCAAUGUUGUGAUACUCUGGGACUCCAAGAAUAGAGGGCAGAAGAAGAUCAGUUAAUGAAGCUGGAGCUGCAGGACUGAGAGGUGCCAGCACUGCAGAGAAACCUGUGUGUGAUGGACACAACUCCAGGAAAGCCAGGAAAAACCUUUUGCUUAUUUAAACACAAAGCAAUCAGAGACUGUUUUAAAGGAGAAAUAUUUUGAAGAGCAGUGGGAAUGGGAUUUGAUUUGUUUUCUUUGGAAGUGUCACACUUUUGUUACCAUUUGUAAACCUAAAAUGCCUAAUAAAGGACCAAAUUUUGAAUUAAUGCUAAAAUACUCUAUUAGCAAAAGCAGCAUGAAGUUU